UUCACCAUAUUCACAUAUAUGAAUUGAUCAGAUCAAAUUAUUCAGAUUAUAAAGGAAAAAGAAAAAAAUUAGUGAAUUUUGACUGGAUUGUUCUUGGAUCCAACUUUUUGGAGAUUACAGAGAAAGAAAGAUUGAUUUGAAAAUACACAAUACGAAUAAUCGCGAUGGGUUUCAAGAUAUUUGUGGUGGCGAUGAUGGUGGGUUUCAUCGCAGCGGCUCAGAUUUCAUUAGCAUCCACCGUGCCUGCUUUUCUAUGGGCUCCUGGUUUCUCUAGCGUUGAAUCGAAGGAAUCUGUAAAUUAUCAGAUCAUGUCUCCAAAGGAUCUAGCUAACUCUGUUCUUUCUCAAGGGGGAUGGUCUGACUUACUGUGCUCCGAGAGGAAAAAUGAGCGCCCUGUUGAUCUCGCCGUUGUUUUUGUUGGUAGAGAGUUGCACUCUUCAGAUGUUGCAGGGAACAAACAUGCAGAUCCGACUCUUUUGAACUUGCUUAAGGACUCUUUUACCAAGUCCAACUUCUCAAUGGCGUUUCCAUAUGUAGCUACUUCUGAGGAGGAAACAAUGGAGAAUUUGUUGGUUUCAAGUUUUAAGGAAGCCUGUGGGAACGGUUUGGGAGUUGCUAAUGUUGCAUUUUUGGAAUCGUGCUCUAUAGAGGGUGGAGAUUUCCAGAAACUUGCAAACUUGCAUUCGGUCCAUGAUCAUCUAGUUUCGAGGAUGGAAAAGAGAACAAAGGGGGAGACUGAUCUGGUUGUCCUAUGCCAUGGAGGCUUUCAGUCUCUGAAAGAGCUUGACCAACCAUUCCCAGAGAGUGAGAUUUUGACUGAAGUCAUGAGUUCUGUGGAGCAAUCUGGGGCAAAAUAUGCAGCCCUUUAUGUUUCCGAUCCUUUUAAGUCCAUCCACUAUCCCGGUUAUAGAGAGCUCGAAAGGUUUCUUGCUGAUGAUACUGCAAAGAAUGGUUCAGCCAGUCCCAAAGUCUGCGAUGAGGUUUGCCAGCUAAAAUCAUCACUCCUUGAGGGAGUUUUAGUUGGAAUUGUGUUGCUUUUAAUCUUAGUAUCAGGCCUUUGCUGCAUGAUGGGCAUUGAUACUCCAACAAGAUUCGAGGCACCCCAAGAAAAUUGAUCUGUCUGUUUGGUACUACCUAGCAUCUUUAUGUUGUAAUAAGGCUUCUGUCCUUAUGGUAUCUACGAAUUGGUUCUUUGAAACUGCACAAGAUCAGCCAUGACCUGAAACAAGCACCACAAGCCUGGCAUCUAGAGCUAAGUAGUUUCCUUCUGCAAUAUGAUUAAGAACUCAGUUCCAUAUGUUUGUUUAUUCAUCUAUGUUAAGGAUUCCAUCCAAAUUUUAUUUCUUGGUUUAUGUGAAUUAUCUUGUAGUCCUAGGAAGUAAUAAUAAUAAUAUGAUGUUCAGUCUUUUCUGGCAACAA
Molecule: messenger RNA, 1419 nt
Organism: Gossypium raimondii (Peruvian cotton)
Lineage: Eukaryota; Viridiplantae; Streptophyta; Magnoliopsida; Malvales; Malvaceae
Exons: 8
Coding region: 165-1115 (316 amino acids)
Source: RefSeq, a predicted model, not a curated record